CUGUUUCUCUCUUUCCUCUUGAAUUUUAAAUUGCUAAUAAUAAUCAAACCCAAUUUUGAUUCUUUCUUUCUUCUACACAAUUGAGAACUUCUUUCUUCCACCUGCUGACUGCUUCAUCUUUCUUUCUCUCUCUCUAAAUUAGAGAGAAAGCUUCAUGAAUUCCAAUAAUGGACAUUAUCUAACUUCUUCUCAUCAACAAUUAAGACCUGAAUUUAUAUCUGUAUUCAUUGAAGGGAUUAAUUUGAUUCUUUCUAGAUGGAUUGGACUUCAACUUGCCAUAAAAAACGAAUGGGGUGGAAGAGAUUCUCGUCAGAAAUCAGAACAAUUUGUGAAUGAUAUCUUCUCUUGGUUUUCUUUAUCUAAAGUACCGUUAUAUGUUGAUGAUUUGGAACACAUGUUGGAUGAGAAAAUGUUGCUUUGUUUUAAUACGGAGAUCGAUGAUGGUAGCAUUGAAGAACAGGUAGCAGAAGAGUUGAUAAUAGUUUAUGAAGAUUGUUUGCAAGGCAGUCAUGAGUCAGUAGAAAAACUUAGGAAAUCUAAUUCUGGGGCAGAAUUUGUGUCCCAACACAAACAGAUAACUGCUGGACAUCGAGGCAUAGCUAGACCUUAAUGAUGACGUGGUUAUGUAUUAUAUACAAGUAAUAAAAUGCCGGAGAGGGAAGUAGUUGAUGAAGAAACUGCCGCAUGAAGUUUACUUACAUUGAGAGAAAGUCGUCAGAUGUAAAGAUCUUUUUUUUUUUUUUGUAAAUUACAUCAAUUUUCAGGAACUAUGUGAAUGUGAUCCAAUGCAUGGCUGAUCUAACAUGAGAUCUUCAAAGAAAAUAUUUACUUCCUCCACCAA
This is a messenger RNA of Papaver somniferum (opium poppy), 841 nucleotides long. RefSeq names its product pre-rRNA-processing protein TSR2 homolog. NCBI's taxonomy places the organism in Eukaryota, Viridiplantae, Streptophyta, Magnoliopsida, Ranunculales, Papaveraceae. The record is from RefSeq and is a predicted model, not a curated record. Gene Ontology annotation, biological process: maturation of SSU-rRNA from tricistronic rRNA transcript (SSU-rRNA, 5.8S rRNA, LSU-rRNA). The coding region runs from base 155 to 610 and encodes 151 amino acids. The transcript is spliced from 4 exons. Gene Ontology annotation, cellular component: nucleus.